AUGCAACUCGAAAACGCCGAUGAUAAAGCUAAGAGCAAGAUCACCGCCUGCAUCAGUCUCUUAUCGUACAGGGCAACCGUGAACGGCGAUACCAAGGUGCCGUCUCCACACCUCGCUCGCCACCCCGACCGCGACCUGAAGCGCUGGCACCAGGACCGCGCGGCGUGGGCGAUGCGUGAGACCGAUGGGCUCGUGGAUGCGGUCGCUGAGAACCUCCUAUACCGCCUCGAGGACUGCAGGAAAGCCUUCCCCUCCGCACUCUGCCUUGGGGGCUCCACCGACGCCGUCCGCCGGUUGCUCCGUGGCCGCGGUGGGAUUGAGAGUCUGAUCAUGAUGAACAUGUCAGCCGAUAUGGUGAAGAAGUGGCGAGAGUCAGAGAAUGCCACUGGUGAUGGGCCUGAGACCCACUUUGUUAUCGGCGAUGAGGAGUUUCUUCCAAUCAAAGCGAGCUCACAGGAUUUGAUAAUGAGCUGUCUUGGACUUCAUUGGACAAAUGAUCUACCUGGAGCAAUGAUACAGUGUAGGCUGGCGUUGCAACCUGAUGGCCUUUUUCUGGCAGCAAUUCUUUGUGGAGAAACACUGAAGUGAUAACCUGAGCUUAGAAUUGCAUGCACAGUUUCUCAAAUGGAACGCGAAGGGGGCAUCAGUCCUCGAAUGUCCCCUUUAGCGCAAGUCCGUGACGCAGGAAACCUUUUGACAAGGGCAGGCUUUAACCUUCCAGGAGUUGAUGUUGAUCAGUAUACCGUUAGAUACAAUAAUGCUUUGGAACUUGUUGAACAUCUUAGAGCAGUGGGGGAAACAAAUGCUCUCUUUCAAAGAAAUCCUGAGCUUCACAGUGCUCGAUCUUCAUUUGAGCAAGCCUGUUUCAACCUGGAUGGUGAACAGUUGUAUGGGAUCUGUGAAGCAAUUGAUGAAGAAAAGGAUCCAGAGUGCUUGAUGCUUUCUUUUCAUGUAGUGGAAGUUGUCAUGGAGCUGUUUCCAGAUCCAUCUGGUUUGGCAGCACAGUUCACAGGGGACGUUUUUGAGAUUCUGAGCAAGUAUUUUCCUGUCUACUUCACACACGGAGUGGGUAAUGGUUUGGACACUACACAGGAAGACCUCUCUAUAGCAUUGAUGGUAUGGAUGUCCUAUUUCACUUGAUUUAUUUAUGCUUUCAAGUUUCGAUUUCCUUUUUUAUGAUUCCAACUAAAGAUAUGCUUAACAUUACUGAACUCUCUGUAAUGGAGGAGUUGUAAUUUUCUGUUACUAGAUACUUGCCAUGUUUGUUGGUGAGGAAGGCUUGCUGUUAGUGCAUCUUCUUGGCUAACAGUAUGUUUGAAUACUUGC
This is a messenger RNA of Zea mays, 1326 nucleotides long. RefSeq names its product putative methyltransferase At1g22800, mitochondrial. The record is from RefSeq and is a predicted model, not a curated record. The transcript is spliced from 12 exons. Gene Ontology annotation, cellular component: mitochondrion. Gene Ontology annotation, molecular function: S-adenosylmethionine-dependent methyltransferase activity. Gene Ontology annotation, biological process: mitochondrial respiratory chain complex I assembly. NCBI's taxonomy places the organism in Eukaryota, Viridiplantae, Streptophyta, Magnoliopsida, Poales, Poaceae.